Prunus avium (sweet cherry) is the source of this 1862-nucleotide messenger RNA. Its product is annotated as pyruvate dehydrogenase complex E1 alpha subunit. NCBI's taxonomy places the organism in Eukaryota, Viridiplantae, Streptophyta, Magnoliopsida, Rosales, Rosaceae. Gene Ontology annotation, biological process: pyruvate decarboxylation to acetyl-CoA. Gene Ontology annotation, molecular function: pyruvate dehydrogenase (acetyl-transferring) activity. Gene Ontology annotation, cellular component: intracellular membrane-bounded organelle. The record is from RefSeq and is a predicted model, not a curated record.
AGUAGGAAGGGAACACAAAUUUUGGGGGAAAAAAAACAAAGGGGAAAGGAAAUAAAAAUUAUUAUUAAGUCAAAGAUAUCACUCCGCCACAAAAUAACGACAAUACCCAACUAAGACAAUUUUUUAAUUAUUUAAUAAUUAAAACAUUUUCGAUUCCUUUCUACUACUUUCCUACCAAACCCCCCCACCCCGCUCUUCCGCAAACCCUCCUUUCACCAGUCUCAGCUCCCAUCCCACACAGCCGGAAAUCGAUCCAACGGUCAGAGAUGGCUCUAUCCCGCCUCGCCUCCUCCUCAACCUCCGGCUCUAAUCUCCUCAAACCCCUCACCUCCGCCCUAUCCUUCACCCCAUCUCUCCGCCGUCCGAUCUCAUCCGCCGCUGAUGACUCCACCACCCUCACGAUCGAGACAUCUGUCCCCUUCACCUCCCACAGGUGCGACGUGCCUUCCCGCACCGUCGAGACCACGCCCAAAGAGCUCAUGACGUUCUUUCGCGACAUGGCGUUGAUGCGCCGGAUGGAGAUCGCGGCCGACUCGCUCUACAAGGCCAAGCUCAUCCGAGGGUUUUGCCAUCUGUACGACGGCCAGGAGGCCGUCGCCAUCGGCAUGGAGGCCGCAAUUACCAAAAAGGACUGCAUCAUAACCGCGUACCGCGACCAUUGCACCUUCCUCGGCCGCGGCGGGACCCUUCUGCAGAUUUUCUCCGAGCUCAUGGGCCGCCAGGGUGGCUGCUCCAAGGGGAAAGGUGGAUCCAUGCAUUUUUACAAGAAGGACGCUGGGUUCUAUGGCGGUCACGGUAUUGUUGGGGCUCAGGUUCCGCUGGGAUGUGGCUUGGCUUUUGGGCAGAAAUACUCCAAGGAUGAAACGGUGACGUUUGCUCUGUAUGGCGACGGUGCGGCCAAUCAGGGCCAGUUGUUCGAGGCGCUUAAUAUUUCUGCGCUUUGGGAUCUGCCUGCCAUUUUGGUCUGUGAGAAUAAUCACUAUGGAAUGGGUACGGCAGAGUGGAGAGCCGCGAAGAGUCCAUCAUACUACAAGCGUGGAGAUUAUGUUCCUGGCUUGAAGGUAGAUGGCAUGGAUGUAUUUGCCGUAAAGCAGGCAUGCAAAUUUGCUAAGGAGCAUGCUUUGAAGAAUGGACCCAUUAUUCUUGAAAUGGACACUUAUAGGUACCAUGGGCACUCCAUGUCUGAUCCUGGGAGCACCUACCGUACACGUGAUGAGAUUUCUGGCGUGAGACAGGAGCGUGACCCAAUUGAAAGAAUAAGGAAGCUGAUAUUUGCUCACGAUCUAGCAACUGAGAAGGAGCUAAAGGAUAUUGAGAAGGAAGUGAGGAAAGAAGUCGAUGAAGCCAUUGCUAAAGCCAAAGAAAGCCCAAUGCCAGAACCCUCCGAACUCUUCACAAAUAUCUAUGUGAAAGGCUAUGGGGCUGAGUCAUUUGGAGCAGAUAGGAAAGAAGUCAGAACUGUGCUUCCAUGAAUCUAGAGUGGAAAGUUGCCGAUGACCAAUGACUGUUCCCUCCCUCAAACCUGAAGGUCCCCUUGUUCUCAUAAAUGAACCACACCUUCCAAUUUCCUGGAAAAGAAAAAAAAACAAUAAAUGGUUCGAUUUAAGAUGGCCAUCCCUUCCCGGCUAUAUAUUUUGAUGUUCACCUUCUUUUUUGUAUAGGAUUUUGAUUCUUCUCACAAGUAUUCAGAGGCUGACUCGUUGCGUGCAAGCAAUGUAGUUGAUCUCGAGACUUUUGAGGUUUAUGAAAAUAUUACCCAGUUGCUCAUGGGAAAUCUGCAUGUUUUCCCACAGUUAUGUUUCUGCUCAAUGCCGUUGGUUGUUGGAUGUCUUUUUGACAUUUGAUUUCUUGUUUCUCCCAGU